Molecule: messenger RNA, 1831 nt
Organism: Talpa occidentalis (Iberian mole)
Lineage: Eukaryota; Metazoa; Chordata; Mammalia; Eulipotyphla; Talpidae
Gene: TTLL9
Product: tubulin tyrosine ligase like 9
Exons: 15
Coding region: 51-1436 (461 amino acids)
Biological process (GO): protein polyglutamylation; microtubule cytoskeleton organization
Cellular component (GO): cilium
Molecular function (GO): tubulin-glutamic acid ligase activity; tubulin binding; ATP binding
Source: RefSeq, a predicted model, not a curated record
CUGGCGUGGGACGCGGUGGCGGUUUGGGUCAGUCCCUCGGGAAUCGUGUCAUGUCGCGACCGAAGAAUCAAAAUUAUAAGGGCCAUGGAUUAUCAAAGGGAAAAGAGCGAGAGCAGAGAGUCUCAAUCCGAUUCAAGGCCACGCUUGUGAAUACGCUCAUGGAUGUCCUUCGCCACAGGCCUGGCUGGGUGGAAGUAAAAGAUGAAGGGGAGUGGGAUUUCUACUGGUGUGACGUCAGCUGGCUCCGGGAGAACUUUGACCACACCUAUAUGGACGAGCAUGUGCGGAUCAGCCACUUCCGGAACCACUAUGAGCUGACCCGCAAGAACUAUAUGGUGAAGAACCUGAAACGUUUCCGGAAGCAGCUAGAGCGUGAGGCGGGAAAGGUGGAGGCAGCCAAGUGCGACUUCUUCCCCAAAACCUUUGAGAUGCCUUGCGAGUACCAUCUGUUUGUAGAGGAAUUUCGCAAAAACCCAGGAAUCACCUGGAUCAUGAAGCCUGUAGCCCGGUCUCAAGGAAAGGGCAUCUUCCUCUUCCGGAAGCUGAAGGACAUCAUGGACUGGAGGAAGGGCAAUGCUGGGAAGAAGGUCAGCAGCUUAGAGGUUCAGCCAGCCCGGAGCGUAGUCAAUCCCUCUGGCAGCCACGACACAAGAAGUUCUGAUGACCAGAAAGAUGAUAUUCCCGUGGAGAACUACGUAGCUCAGCGUUAUAUCGAAAAUCCCUACCUGAUAGGAGGCCGCAAGUUUGACCUGCGUGUCUACGUGCUGGUGAUGUCGUACAUCCCACUGCGGGCCUGGCUAUACCGGGAUGGCUUCGCCAGAUUCUCCAACACCCGCUUCACACUCAGCAGCAUCGAUGACCAGUACGUUCACCUCACCAACGUUGCUGUGCAAAAGACAUCUCCUGACUACCAUCCAAAGAAGGGCUGCAAGUGGAUGCUCCAGCGCUUCAGGCAGUACCUGGCAUCCAAGCAUGGACCCAAGGCGGUGGAGACGCUUUUCAGUGAGAUGGACAACAUCUUCGUCAAGAGCCUACAGAGCGUGCAGAAGGUGAUCAUCAGUGACAAGCACUGUUUUGAGCUUUAUGGCUACGACAUCCUCAUCGACCAAGAUCUCAAGCCGUGGCUGCUGGAGGUCAAUGCAUCCCCAUCGCUAACAGCCAGCAGCCAGGAAGACUACGAGCUCAAGACCUGCCUCCUGGAAGACACACUGCACGUCGUGGACAUGGAGGCCAGGCUCACAGGAAGGGAGAAGAGAGUUGGAGGCUUUGACCUCAUGUGGAAUGAUGGCCCGGUCAGCAGAGAGGAGGGGACCCCUGACCUAUCAGGGUCAGGGAACUUUGUGACCAAUACGCACCUUGGUUGUGUCAAUGAUCGGAAAACACAGCUGAGGCAGCUAUUCCACUCCCUCCAAAGCCAGAAGAAAGCUUCCGGCUAAGUUCCCGGAAGGUACCAGCCAGUCCUCUCCCCACUCCCAGCACGGCCACACUUCGGAGCACUCACCUUCCUUCUGCCUCCUCUGGCCCAGAAGCUGCUUUGCUGCCUCAGCAGCCACUGUUUGCUGCUUGUUCAGGGCCCCCUGGAUACCCCACCCCAACUCUGGGUAUCUGUGCAGCAGGAGACAUUCAAUCUCCAGGACUCGAUCGGAUUUAACCUGGAUCAUUGACUUGGCAAUCAGGUGCAAAGAGGACAAAUGCUGUGAGUUCUUCUACCCGAGAUCAUGGCUGAUAAACGAGCACAGGCCUUAAUUGGAGUGACUGUGCAUGUGGGCUGGCUCAGGAUGAUGUCAGUGCAACUAAACCCUCCUGGCUUUGACCCUUUGAUGUCUCUCAG